Stegostoma tigrinum is the source of this 3025-nucleotide messenger RNA. RefSeq names its product exocyst complex component 5 (gene exoc5). Gene Ontology annotation, biological process: exocytosis; Golgi to plasma membrane transport. Gene Ontology annotation, cellular component: exocyst; cytoplasm. NCBI's taxonomy places the organism in Eukaryota, Metazoa, Chordata, Chondrichthyes, Orectolobiformes, Stegostomatidae. Bases 364 to 2328 code for a protein of 654 amino acids. The record is from RefSeq and is a predicted model, not a curated record. The transcript is spliced from 18 exons.
GGUGGUAGGAAGAUGGCUGAGGUAUCGUUUGUGUAGAUGAAGGAGCGGCUGACAGCAUAAGCCGAACGUCUCUGGAUUUCCAAUACAACUCAGCAGUAUAGUCCUUUGGCCCUUUCUUGAGUUCUUGCUCAUUAUGUAGGCAGCUGGGCAGGCCUAUAGCGAGCGGCUCCUCUUUUCGAACGGAAUGGCUGCUACAGCGGAACUUUUCGAGAGUUAUUUUCUUUCCAGGAACCUUUUGAUGUUGAUGAGUACAUUGAACGUUUAGCAUGGAGGACACCAGGUGGCGGCUCCAAAGGUGGUGCAGAAGCCUUUGAUCCAAAAAGGCUUUUGGAAGAAUUUGUCAAUCACAUUGAGGAGCUGAAGAUGUUGGAUGAACGCAUUCAGAGGAGAGUGGAAAAACUGGAGCAACAAUGCCAGAAGGAAGCCAAGGAGUUUGCCAGAAAGGUUCAAGAAUUACAGAAAAGCAACCAGAUCGCCUUUCAGCAUUUCCAAGAGUUGGAUGAACAUAUCAGCUAUGUAGCAACAAAGGUUUGUCACCUUGGAGACCAAUUGGAAGGAGUAAAUACGCCAAGGCAACGGGCUGUAGAGGCACAGAAAUUGAUGAAAUACUUUAAUGAGUUUCUGGAUGGAGAACUGAAGUCAGAUGUUUUCACAAAUCCAGAAAAGAUUAAAGAAGCAGCUGAUAUCAUUCAGAAGUUGCACCUCAUUGCUCAAGAACUGCCCUUUGACAGGUUUUCAGAAGUGAAGUCAAAAAUUGCAAGUAAAUAUCAUGACUUGGAAUGCCAGCUGAUUCAGGAAUUUACAAAUGCACAGAAAAGAGGUGAAAUUUCCAGGAUGCAUGAGGUUGCAGCAGUUUUACUCCAUUUUAAGGGAUAUUCUCACUGUGUGGAUGUGUAUAUAAAACAGUGCCAGGAGGGUUCAUAUUUCAGGAAUGAUUUAUUUGAAGACACAGCUGUAUUGUGCCAACGAGUAAAUAAAGAAGUUUGUGAAGUCUUCAGCAGCCCGGAGAAUGUGAUGGCCAAACUUAUACAGAACGUUUUUGAAAUUAAACUUCAGAGUUUUAUCCGAGAUCGAUUAGAAGCAUGUAAAAAAUCUGAUGCGGAAGAAUAUUUAAAGAACCUGUACGAUCUGUAUACAAGGACCACAAGUUUAGCUAGCAAGUUAGCAGAAUUUGACCUUGGCACAGAUAAACAGACAUUUCUGGCCAAGAUGAUCAAAGGCAUUUUCAUUUCAUACCUGGAAAAUUAUAUCGAAAUUGAGACUGGGUACCUGAAAAAUAGGAGUAGCAUGGUGUUACAACGCUAUUACGAUUCCAAAAAUCAUCAAAAACGGUCUUAUGGAUCCGGAGGGAUUCAGGACCUAAAAGAGCGAAUUCGCCAGCGUACCAACUUACCUCUCGGGCCAAGUAUUGACACACAUGGCGAGACUUUUCUGUCACAGGAAGUAGUUGUCAAUCUUUUGCAGGAGACCAGACAGGCCUUUGAGAGGUGUCACAGGCUGUCUGAUUCUUCUGAUUUACCAAAGAAUGCUUUUCGGAUAUUUACUAUUCUCGUGGAGUACUUGUGUGUUGAGCAUAUUGACUAUGCUCUAGAAAUUGGACUUGCAGCAAUCCCAUCAACAGAUUCCAAGACAGGAACUCUUUACUUCUUAGAUGUUGUGCAACAGGCAAAUACAAUUUUUCAUUUGUUUGACAAACAGUUUAACGACCACCUCAUGCCACUGCUAAGUUCUUCUCCUAAACUGACUGAGUGUCUACAGAAGAAGAAAGAAGUGAUUGAACAGAUGGAAGUUAAACUGGAUACAGGGAUUGACAGGACAUUGAAUUGUAUGAUUGGGCAUAUGAAGCACAUCCUGAGUGUUGAACAAAAAAAGACAGACUUCAAGCCAGAAGACGAAAACAACGUACUAAUUCAAUAUACUAAUGCGUGUGUCAAAGUCUGUGGCUAUGUCAGGAAGCAAGUAGAAAAAAAUCGAAAUUCGAUGGACGGGAAGAACGUGGAUACUGUUUUAACAGAAUUUGGAGUUCGCUUCCAUCGUCUAAUUCAUGAGCACCUUCAGCAGUAUACUUACAGUUCGAUGGGUGGCAUGCUGGCUAUCUGUGAUGUAGCGGAAUAUCGGAAGUGUGCCAAAGAAUUUAAGAUUCCCUUGGUGUUGCAACUUUUUGAUACGCUACAUGCACUCUGUAAUCUCCUGGUAGUAGCACCUGACAACUUAAAGCAGGUCUGUUCUGGAGAGCAUCUAACUAAUCUUGACAAGAACAUCCUUCAUGCCUUUGUGCAGUUACGGUCUGACUACAGAUCAGCACGCCUCGGUCGUCAUUUCAGCUGAAAUUCUUUGGUGUUUGAAUUGGAAUACAGAUUCAGAGCUUGAUACGCUGGACUUUUUGGGCUUAGGCUGUUUGGAACUUCGGAAGCUUUAAAUACAGGGCAUUCCAACUCCUGUUAUAUAGCCAAUUACAAAUAUAUUUGGGACAUUGUGACUUCACUAAAAAGCAGCCAUUAUUGAACUGUUUCACUGAAAAACAAGCUGAGUUAAUCUAAGUCAAACACGAUAAUGUUUUUGCACAAUCCAUGCUCUAAUGAUUAUCUGGAGCUGAACCUAUCAGAAGCUACUAACAACUCAGUUUGCAUAUGUAACAAAAUGUAUUUAAUUAUGAAUUAAAAUCAGGGAGGUUGUUCAAGCACUGAAUAAUAAAUUUCAAGCUCAGUUCUAUAAACACUUGUUUGAAGAAAAUGUACAGUGUUUUAUCCAGGUAUAAUGGAUUCACUUCCUCUUACUGUACACAGAUGUAACACUAUAUUAAUAGGAGUAUAUUUGUUUAUACAGGUCUUUGAUUAAACAGCUACAGCAGAUGCCUCAGCAUAUCAAACAUAUUGCUUCAUAGGUUAUUUUGUUCAUCAUGAAAUGGGGUGAGGGUUGAGACGGCUGUAAUGUGUCUCUUAUGCCAUUCAUAUGUAAGUUAACUUAGCUUUAGUGUUAAUGAGCUACUGCAAAUAGUGCUCGAUUAAAUACAUGAUACCUUUGA